AUGUUCUUCCGCCUCUCACACACUACCUCCCACAUACCGCAUCACGCAGACCAUCUCCCGCAAACCUGCUUCUUGUGCUACACGGAAAGCCUAUCAUUCACAAUCGACAGCUUGUUCAACAACACCAGCCUGUCCGACGUGCUCCUCCGGGUCCACGACGCGGAGGGCAACGUUGGUGAAUACCCCGCUCACCGCAACGUCCUCGCCACCCACUCCGAGUUCAUCGAGAAGGCCUGCUUGGGCGGCUUCAUGGAAGCAAACAAUAAGACCAUGGACUUACAGGAUGAGGACCCCAAAUACUUUGAAAUCGCACUAAAGUGGAUGUACACUGGGGGGGACUACGAGACGCCGGAUGGCAUGAUUGGCGUGGCGCAGCUUCUCUUCCAUAUUCACGUUCACCGUGUUGCAGACAAGUUCCUCAUGCCGGAACUACAGGAAAUCUGCGCGCAAGCCUUCACGAAGACGGCCAUCACACUAUUGGGAGAUGCGACCCGACUCCGCACCAGCCGUAAUGCAGUCUUGAGUGGCGAGAUUGUACAGAAAGCCAAAGAUUACGCAUCGGCAAUGCUCCCCGCAAUCGACUUGUUCUACUCCAAUAACGUCAACGCUCAAAGCUCGCUCGGUAGAGCAGUAGCGGUAGGCGCGUUGCAGGUCAAGUGGGAGAAGACGCCGGACUUGCUCUCGAUGAUGUUGAUAGCGCAUCCUAUAUUCACUCAGGACUGGGCGAUGGCGAUUAUCAUGGGACCGUUCGACAUUCGCUAG
This is a messenger RNA of Mytilinidion resinicola, 762 nucleotides long. RefSeq names its product POZ domain-containing protein. The record is from RefSeq and is a predicted model, not a curated record. NCBI's taxonomy places the organism in Eukaryota, Fungi, Ascomycota, Dothideomycetes, Mytilinidiales, Mytilinidiaceae. The coding region runs from base 1 to 762 and encodes 253 amino acids. Gene Ontology annotation, molecular function: protein binding. The transcript is spliced from 3 exons.